Molecule: messenger RNA, 960 nt
Organism: Bipolaris zeicola 26-R-13
Lineage: Eukaryota; Fungi; Ascomycota; Dothideomycetes; Pleosporales; Pleosporaceae
Exons: 1
Coding region: 1-960 (319 amino acids)
Source: RefSeq, a predicted model, not a curated record
AUGUCACAAGACGAUUACGCAGUCACCAAAGCAAGAGUGUUUAAAAUCCUGGACCAGAGCUCAUGGCGCCGACCGUCUCAGAACGGGCGUACUAUCCCGAAUGAGUUCAGCCCCACGGUCAUGGAAUACGUCGAGGAGCUGAACCGGACAGACUUGCCUGGUGGCGCGACCUCGAGUUCCGUGCACCUCAAUCUCUCACAACGCGAGGAGCGCGCUGUGGAUGUCUGCAACAGCUUCCUUGAGCAGAUGGGAAAUUCGGACCUUCUCUCCGAUCGACUAAAGGGGUGCGAUGUACAGUUUGCCAGGCUGCUGACUACGAACUUCGAGGUGAAAGGCCACCCACAUGUUGUGGUUCGCCAUGCUUGUCAUCUGCUGAGAAGGUUACCAGUAACUGCGGCACCUUUGCUGAUCGAUGGAUUCGACCGACAUGAGGACUACUUGCUAAGGGAUGCUGGAGUGCUGUCGUCGAGCGCAAACCGCCGACUCAUGACAACUCGAUACAUUGACAGCAACACGAUUCGAUUUGCGUUACACAUCGCGUACAGAUGGCAAGAUCCUUUACCUUGGCAUGACCCCUACCGUAAAUUUGUCGACCUAUGCGGCGACUUGUUCGCAGGCUCUACGAAACUGUCUCUGAACUGGGGGAGAAUUGAUCCAACGUAUGCCACAAACGUAUGUCUGCUUCGCAUCUUCUUGUGGUCUGCUUGGCAACGGUCUAUAAUGCUAUACCUGUGGGCUGUGAUGGAUCACCACCUCAACAACACAAGGUCCCAACGUGAUGGUAUGUUUGCCAUCGGCAACACUCCUUUGUUGCAACGGACGAUGCAGAGAUCGAGCGAAGCAGCAGCGACUAACGGAGACUUGGAGAUGUCACAAAUACCACCUUACAUGUGCCAAUGGGCUUUUCGGCUACUGCGAGAGGACCUUGGCUCGGUCGCACAAGACUUCCGUCAGUUUUAG